AAUGAUUGCCCUCCAUUUAUAAUUCUAAUGGCACAGUGGCGUUCUGGAUCAAGUGUGCUGGGACAGCUUCUAAGCUAUAAUCCAGAACUGUUUUAUAUCUUCGAAUCACUUUGGCCGGCUGCUACAAUACGGGAAUUAAGAAAUAUUUCCAGUGGUACGAUUGCAAGCAAGGAAAUAGCUCGAGACAUACUUCGUGGUUUCGCAAAGUGUGAGUUUGCAGCGGACUUUGUGGAUAUUUAUUGGCGAUGGCCAGGUUCUAAUUUGAAGAAAACACCUUGCUCGAAUAAAACUUCGUUCAUCAUGUCUUCAGCAGAAGAUCUGGGUAUUUGCUGCAAUUUUUUCAAUGGUAGACUGGCAACAAAAAUUAUUCAUGCAGAUCUAGAGCUGUUGAAACCUCUGGUUACUGAUGAUGGAAUCAAUGUUAAGAUCAUUCAUUUAGUACGAGAUCCCCGUGGAACUGCAGCAUCUAGGAUUAAUUACCUGAAAUUUAGCUACGUGGAAAUCAUGAAAAUGUUACACCGUAUCCCUCCUAAAUCAGACCGUCUUAAACCACUUGGUCUCCUUGAUAACGUUCCAAAGGAGAUGCUUCAAUUUCAGGAAAUAAAGGAAAACAAUCCUACAAUGCGUGGGCUGUGCAAAUGGAUAAGAGAAAACACCUAUCUAUCACCGGAAUCGUUGCCGGGAUGGUUACAAGGGCGGUACCAUCUUGUCAAGUAUGAAGAUUUUGCUAUGGCCCCUUUAAAGGAAUCCCAAAGGAUCUACGAUUUUAUUGGGAUGCCAUUUACAGCACAGAUGAAACAAUAUAUCAACACCAUAACUCACCCCAAUUCAAGUGACCCGCCUGGUUCACAGUCUUUAUUUUCAAUUUCGAAGAAUUCCCAAGAAAUAGCCAAUAAAUGGAAAAAGUACUUGACAAGCGAGGAAAGAAGACAAAUUACAAAAGAAUGUUUGGAUGUCCUUCAGUUACUUUUGUACCAGUGA
Lytechinus variegatus (green sea urchin) is the source of this 981-nucleotide messenger RNA. Its product is annotated as carbohydrate sulfotransferase 5-like. Gene Ontology annotation, molecular function: N-acetylglucosamine 6-O-sulfotransferase activity. The record is from RefSeq and is a predicted model, not a curated record. The transcript has a single exon. Gene Ontology annotation, biological process: sulfur compound metabolic process; N-acetylglucosamine metabolic process. NCBI's taxonomy places the organism in Eukaryota, Metazoa, Echinodermata, Echinoidea, Temnopleuroida, Toxopneustidae. Bases 28 to 981 code for a protein of 317 amino acids.